Molecule: messenger RNA, 792 nt
Organism: Thelazia callipaeda (thelaziosis nematode)
Lineage: Eukaryota; Metazoa; Nematoda; Chromadorea; Rhabditida; Thelaziidae
Source: the annotation of a GenBank genome assembly
AUGUUACCUGAUAAGAAUCCCAAAAGUGCGGCCAUUUGCGGUCUUGACACUUACAAGAAAAAGUUGAUGAAAGAGGCAGAAAAAAUUGUUUUGGAAGAAUUCCCGAAGAAAGUUCUGGAAUUUAAUGGUUUGCUUGAGAACGAACAGUUCUCCUAUGAUCGGCUUCCAGAGAUAUUACCAAGCAUCAAUUUGGGGAUACCUUACUCAGAACAAUUAAUGGAACAUAAGAAUGCAGUUAACUCAAAUGAAUAUGAUGCUGAUGAUGGAGUUUUGAAGAAGAAACGGAAAAUUGAUAACAGCAGGAAUGAAGUUUUUCAUGGUACAUCUGUUUACAAUUUUAUUAGCGGAACUGUUAAGUGCAAUGAACAGCUUGCCAGUCUAACGGAUAUUGCUAGACCUCUACUGCGUGAUUCAGUUGAAGCGGUCAACAAAGUCAAAAUGUGGAUUUUAUUUUUAAUUCCACGUAUUGAGGAUGGCAAUAAUUUUGGUGUUUCUAUUCAAGAAGAAGCUCUAAGUGAGGUGCGCACGGUUGAAGGUGAAGCAGCAUCAUUUCUUGAUCAAAUGUCCAGAUACUUUGUUAGUCGUGCUCGUUUGGUAACUAAAGUAGCCAAAUAUCCACAUGUAGAAGACUACCGACGUGCGAUUUUGGAUAUGGACGAAAAACAGUUCAUUAAUAUUCGUCUUGUGUUAACUGAAAUGCGCAAUCAUUUUGCUACUCUACAUGAUAUGAUUACGAAAAAUCUCGAAAAAAUUAAAACUCCAAGAAGUAACAAUACUGAGCAUAUGUAUUAG